Anopheles funestus (African malaria mosquito) is the source of this 2966-nucleotide messenger RNA. Its product is annotated as choline dehydrogenase, mitochondrial-like. Gene Ontology annotation, molecular function: oxidoreductase activity, acting on CH-OH group of donors; flavin adenine dinucleotide binding. Lineage: Eukaryota; Metazoa; Arthropoda; Insecta; Diptera; Culicidae. The record is from RefSeq and is a predicted model, not a curated record. The transcript is spliced from 3 exons. The coding region runs from base 661 to 2541 and encodes 626 amino acids.
AGCAGAGUUAAUUGAAUAACAAAGAAGUAUAUCGAAUGAACGCCAAAAAUAAACGAUAACAAAAUGCAAAACAUGUAAGCUUCUGUGUAAAAAAAGGUGUGAAUAAUCGAAUAAGCAAACCAAACAAAGAAGAAAGCGUUAUAAUAAGAAGAAUAGAAAGAGACUUCAAGUAUCGUCGAAGCAGUGAGAAUGCGAGAGAUAGUAACACAGAUGAAGCACGAUACAACAGCAAAGCGAAAAAGACAUUCAGCCAAAGGCGACGUUAAAAUGUGGGUCAAUUGCGUACUUGACAUUUUUUUUGUUUUAAUAUCACUAUCGAAGUGUAAUUUUUGGCAGCUCGUUUCGUGUGAAGUAAAAGUAUGUGAUGGGACAGUACAAUCGUGUAAAAUGCUCUUCCGUUUCCCAGUCGGUGAUCCUUACGCUUUGGUCAGCACAAAAUAAGGUCACAACGUACCGAAAACGAAAACAAACGUUAACCGAAGAAAUACCUGUUUUCUUCGGCGCGGAUCGUGGCGCAAAGUGCUGAAGGGCACGCCAGAGAAAGCAGCAAUAUGAAGCGAAAGAAGUCGCGGAUGCGUGCUCCAUCCAGGAUUAUGGGGAAGAACGGGUCUCGGCUGUGGCCUUCGGUGUUAGUCGGUGUCGAUCGUUGCGUGCGUUAGGAUGGCCGUGAAUGUACGAUGGUUGAUGGGUUCGGUGCUGCUGGUGUUAUGGGCUGGUUGUCUCGUGCAGCACGGUAGUGGCCAGCUGGGUUCUGCUGGCGGUGGUUCGUGGUUGGACAAGUUUAACAAACUGCUCAGCAGAUCAAAGACACGUAACGCAACGGAAGACAACGAAGUGCUCGAUUCGGAGGAGUAUGAUUUCAUCGUGGUUGGUGGUGGAACGGCCGGAAUGGUGGUUGCCACCCGGCUGUCGGAGAACCGGAACAGGAAGGUGUUGCUACUGGAGGCCGGCCAGUAUGGUACGAAGCUGUUUAACAUCCCGAUCGGGUUCCAGCUGGCCGUAUUGUCCGAUGCCUAUAACUGGAAGUUCUUGAGCGAACCGCAGCAGAACGCUUGCUGGGGAACGAUCGACGGUCGUUGUCCGGUAGACAUUGGCAAGGGUGUCGGUGGCAGCACGUUAAUCAACGGACUCAUCUUUUCCCGUGGCAAUCGCGAUGACUACGAUCGUUGGGCAGCCGCCGGAAACGACGGAUGGUCGUACGAUGAGGUGCUGCCAUAUUUCCGUAAGUUUGAAAAAUCCAUCGGUGAAAAGGUGGACGGUAAGUUUCGUGCCGCAGGUGGUCCACUGCGCGUAGAAAGAUCCACCUAUCGAUCGGAACAUGCGCGCAUCUACCUGGAGGCAGCGAAAGAGGCCGGAUAUCAGCUGGUGGACUACAACGGUCGAACCCAGUUUGGAAUAUCGCCCGUACAGGCAACGAUGACGAAGGGACAGCGACUAUCAGCCUACAAUGCUUAUCUGCAGCCUGUCCAGAAGAAACGUACGAACCUAAAAACACUGACCGGUGCAUUGGUCACGAAGAUUUUGAUCGAUCCAACUACGAAAGUGACCCAAGGUGUUCGAUUCACUAGAAACGGUCAACAGUUUGAGGUUCGUGCCCGUAAAGAAGUGAUCCUUUCCAGUGGGGCCAUACUUACUCCUCAGCUGUUGAUGCUGUCUGGUGUGGGACCACGAGAGCAUCUGGAAUCGGUCGGCAUACCGGUGAUCGAAGAUCUUCCCGUUGGUGAAACGCUGUACGAUCAUCUCGGCUUUUCCGGGCUACAGAUCGUGAUGAAUGGUACCGGGUUUUUCGCACCCGGCGACAUACCAACGUUCGAGAAUUUCUACGAGUAUCUCAAGGGCAAGGGCGUACUUACGGUGCCGGCUGCAGUCGAACUCGUCACCUAUCCAAAUCUAACCCUCGCCGGACGUCGUGGACCAACGCUUGAGCUGACGAAUCUGAUCAGUUCGUUUGCAGUGGACAAGGGUACCACGGCGAAGAACAGUGUGCGGAUGCGAGACGACAUCUACGAAGCUGUUUAUCGACCGCUCGAGACCCAGAACCACUUCACGAUCAUUGUGCAGAACCUACACCCACUGUCCAGGGGCACGGUGCGUCUGCGUAGUGCCAAACCUUCCGAUGCACCCGUCGUCGAUCCGAACUAUCUGUCCGAGGAGCUGGACGUGGAUGUGGUGCUCGAAGGCAUACGUGAGGUGCAGCGCGUGCUUGAGACGGAGGAGAUGCGGCGCUACGGGGCGACCGUGUGGGCUGCACCACUCCCUAACUGUGUGCAGCACGAGCGAGAUUCCGACGACUACUGGCGUUGUGCCGUGCGUACCGUGUCGUUCUCGCUGACCCACUUCACGUCCAGCUGCAAAAUGGGGCCACCGACGGACGAUGAUGCGGUCGUUGGCCCCGACCUGCGGGUGUACGGUGUGGAGAAUUUGCGCGUUGUCGACGCGAGUAUCAUCCCGGAACCGGUUUCCGCGCAUCCGAUGGCAGCCGUCUAUAUGGUUGCGGAAAAGGCAGCCAAUCUGAUCGCACACCAGCACGCUGACGAUUGAUCUUUCGGGCGCUCGACGUGCCGAAGGUAGCGGAUGAAUGGAUUGGGAAGACUUUCACAGCGGUUUCGCGACUCGGCGAUGGCCGUGUCGUAAUGAGCGAGAGCGAUGAGUUCGACCGGAUGCUGGUCGAUUAUCACAUCGAUCGGCUGGAUGGUGGCGGCGUUCAGGAAGGAUGCUGCGGUUUAUUAGGUUAGGGCGAAACACAUCGAUCGAUAAUAAAUUAACAUUAAUUUAUACAAACUUGUGUAAUGGGCGCCGUUCCAGAUGGACAUUUUGCUUUACGGGAAGAUUGUGUGGAACCACAUCUGGAACAAAGAUCGUUGUUAAGAUUGUUUUAAUGGAGCGAAGUCUAUAUUUGGAAAAGUCCAACCUUGUUCUGAUGAUUGUUAGGCGAUGAGUUAAAUUAUUUAUUUAAGCUUUCUUGU